AUGUGGCUGACACAGGCGUGCUAUAAAGCCAAGUCGCUGGCGCAGAUGUUCCGCAAGUUGAAGUUGGCCGGUGCGCACCCCGAUGUACUGUGGGGCAUCGAUGCGCAAAAAGCGCAGCAUAACGGUGAGGAAAUGAUUCGGCUGGAAACCCUCAUGCACGAGCGGGCAAGCCAGGCGCCGGGAUCACCCUCCUCCAACACCAGCGGCCGCAGCCGCGACAACGUACCACAGUUCUUUCUCUUCUGGCUGCAGCUCAAUCGUGGGUCAGCCAUGCCCGGUGGCAAAGCGGCAGCGGCGGGGCUGAAGGCGGUCGAGUGCACUAUCACACCUUAUUCAGACAGCCGCAUUGUGAAGCAGCAACUGACGAAGCUCUUCGUCGACGCCGGCAUCUACGAAGACUUCGAACUUAACAGUGAUGGGGUGGAGUUGAACCUCGAGUCGGUGCUGCGCUACGCCGAUGAAAAGCAGAACGAGCACCUCAUUCAGUCCGGCUCUCUCUACAUACGCGGCGACAAGGCAGUAGAGAAUCUACGCCGCUUCAGCGUCCUGCUAGUAGUGGAGGAAGACGGGAUGAGCUACCUCGUAUCGCUGCCGGAGACGCAGUCCGUACAGCCAACCGGAGCGGGCCAAUACACGACUAGCGUCGGCGGUGGUGGUGGCGGCAGCACAGCACCGUACUUGCCGUCCAAGGCGAUCAUCGGCCCCAAUGGGGAGGUGGAUGCGGAUGUGCAGGACUUCAUGACAGAGCGGGGUCUGCGCCCCUUUGACCUGCGCAUGGCCGGCAGCCACUCCUCUGUCGAACGCUUCGUCGUCGCCUUUGAGCGGAUCGAGCGCAUGUUCGAGGUACACCGCGGCCGUGCGUUCCGUCCGUCCAUAUGCAUCGUCCUCAGUCUCACGUCGCUCGAUAACUUCGUUGCGCCAGACGGCUCGAUCGUGCUGUCGGUGCAGCGCAUGCCCGCGUGGGAGGAGUUUCUGCUCAGCCUGCCGCAGCCCGUCUGGCAGGAGUGCGUGCAAAAGCAUCAAGAGUGGCGCGUCGGCUUUGCACCGAAGCUGCAGGAGCGCAAGCGCCAGCUCACACGCGUGGCGGACAUGUUCCACGUGUACCGGGUAACGAUGGAGUCCCCAAUUGCCGGCCGCACGCAGUGGCAAGACGACCUGAUCGCUCGGUUUAUGAAGGAAGAGACAACCAUACGUCGCGCCGUGGCCAAGUACAACCUCAAGUCUGACUUGCUCAAGAAACGCGGUGAGAUACGUAUUGUGGAGCACCUCUACAGUGCCCUGCCGGGCUCGACAAUGCCAGCGACCACCGCCGCCGGGGCGCGGAAGGAGAUCGGCUUCCGCAUUGGCGGCGACGGUCGAGUCACAUUCAACCACUCCAUCAUGAACACAGGGCAGAUGCUCCGCGUGCUUAAGGACAACCUUAAGCGUGUGGAAACCUUUCAGCGCCAGCACGACAGCGCGAUCAUGGCGCUCGAGCAUGUCAGUCGCCACAUCCCGGUGGACUUCAGCGUCGACACAGAGUGGAAAUACCGGGCGGAGGGCAAUCUCGUCUUGUACCUGGAGCGCUUCGCGCGCACUAUCAAGGAAAACGAAGUGCAGCUCGUCACAUUUCUGCACUCCAUCAUGGAUGGCAGGGUAGGGAUGUCGGAUGCUGGCAAGGUGGCGUUGCCAGCCAAAAUGCCGGUAAAGAAGCGAAUGGUGUGGAUUGUGUCGGACCGCUUCUACACGCUUCCCAGCGGCGUUGUUUUCAUCCCAUUUGAUGUCGACUUUGACUCUAUCAAGCGCCUUCUGCUCACCCGUCAGUGA
Molecule: messenger RNA, 1806 nt
Organism: Leishmania braziliensis MHOM/BR/75/M2904
Lineage: Eukaryota; Euglenozoa; Kinetoplastea; Trypanosomatida; Trypanosomatidae
Exons: 1
Coding region: 1-1806 (601 amino acids)
Source: RefSeq, a predicted model, not a curated record